Molecule: messenger RNA, 9947 nt
Organism: Stylophora pistillata
Lineage: Eukaryota; Metazoa; Cnidaria; Anthozoa; Scleractinia; Pocilloporidae
Product: 3'-5' exoribonuclease HELZ2
Molecular function (GO): metal ion binding; 5'-3' DNA helicase activity; RNA binding
Source: RefSeq, a predicted model, not a curated record
ACUCGCAAGACGUUUGGGUGGUGUCCUAGACGUGCUGCAAUGGACCAUGGUAAGAAACACAGAAAUAAGGAGAAGGAGGGGAACCAGAAUGACGAGGGACAAGUUGAAGUGGCGAUAAAAAUAGACGCUUCAGCACCUGAAACGGAUAUUCCUGUAAAGAAAUCGGUCAAGAGCAGUAAGCAGAAGAAAAACGAAGACUACAGGAAAAUAAAAGAAAGGGAACAAAUGGUUGAGGAUUACAAGAUAAAAAUUGAGAAAGAUCGGGAAAGUAAAGCACAGCAGAAAGACGAGAAACCUAAGAAGUUAGAUGGAGAACAGGCAACUCCUAAUUAUGAUGACGAAUCAGCGGAUGUUGCAUCAGGUGCAAUACCAAAACGACGGAAAUUGAUAGACAGAUCCAGAAGACCCAAGGAUAAGGAUGGUAAAAUUGAACAGGAGGAGGAUUCCAGUCUUUUAAAGGAAAGAAGGUUAUUGGUGCAGACCAAGGAGGGAGACGUCGAUCAUCGCAAAUAUGUCACUAAAAGCAUUCCUCAAGAGCCAAACAAGGAGGGUUGUAAAAAAUACGGCAGUCAAUCGAAUGCUAAAGAGACUUUUGACCGGGACUGGCAUUUUCCGUCCUUAUCUGUCAAAAGCAAAAAUCAGACGAAGCCGAAAAUAUCUGCGAGACAGUGCGAUAACGUUUCCCGUCUAAGGACGUCUAAGAGCGAAAGGCUGGAAAAGAAAGAUUACCUUGAAAAAUUUCCUAGGCCUCAGGAACUCACUUUGGGAUCGUUCAUCAGUCCCGAAUUAAUAGCCACUAAGCCAAGGCCUCCUCCAGUGGGUGUUCAUCAAGGGAAGAUUCAGUUGUGUAAAUGGUGGAAGUCUCGUCGAAUAUGCAGGAAUGGAAUAUCUUGUCCUUAUGCUCAUGGCAACGAGGAACUUAAAUCAUGGAAGGAAUCUAAGAAUGAGGACAAGCAAAAUGACUGCGAGGAAGGACUUGAUAGUGAAAGGGGAAAAAGGAAUAAAGUCCUGACAAGAAGCGAGAUGGCUUACAGUCUCCCCGGUGUCACAGUCUCAUGUGAUAAACCCUGUGUGGUUAAGAUAAACCCAAGUGAUGACGAUGACGUCAACUACACAUUUGAUUGGGUCUUCAACGUAACAUUCAAGAUUGGUGAGGUUGGGAGGCUGCGCCAAAUUGACCUUCUUCAUCAGUACCACGAGUGUUAUCGACUUGCUGACGUUAAAGGCUUUCUUGAAGAUAAGGAAAUAUUUCAUUCAACGCCUAAAGAGCGUUGGUCUUUCACGCUUCCCAGUUAUCCAGAGAAGAAAGAGGGCCAAAUGAAAGUUGUUGUCACCGUUUCAUUUGAUACCACAACGUCCGAUCAAACGUUUCCACAAUGCCUUAAGUUUGACUUUGGAAAAAAGCCGCACUUAUUGCAAGGAUUAAACGUAGACAUAGCAAGAGAGGAUGACUUAAAGAAAAUCUCAGAGCACAGAAAAAAGCUCAAAUUGAGUCCAACCAUAUGGAAGGAGGGAUCAGUGGACGUAAUCAGACCAACAGAGAACGCCGGAACAGAUGAAGAGUUGCUGAAACGUUACCAGCUGCCUGAAAGGAUUGAGAAUAUUGUUACUGUGCAAAUAACUAACGGAGACCUAACACAAGAAAACUACCGGAGAGUGAUGCACCAACUAUUAUUUACCGAAGAGCUUUUUAUGAAAAUGGCAGUUUCAAGUUUUUCCUUUCAGGGAGUCCCAUUGAAAGUGAAGACAAGUAUCGCGAGAGGUGGUAUUAUUUUUGCAAGGGAUGGCGAAUGUUUUGGUGAGAUGAUAUUUCAAGAAAAUGAAUCCCUCCAACCAGACAAUGCAGCAAGUCGACUCGUCUUUAGAAAUGUACGGUCCGUAUGGCUUAAGGAAACUGGCAGUACUUCAAAUAAAGUGUACGAGGCACCUGUAGAAAGUGUCGACAGAGUUUGCAUCAUUCUAAAGCUUUGCUCUCAAUUGUGGUCAGACUUGAAUUUACCUGGUACUGGUGAAAUUUUCGUUGAUGUACAGUUUCAGUUGAAUCGACAACCUCUCUGCGAAAUGCAUGCGGCAAUCGAUAAAAUGGAGCCUGGACGUGCUCAUUCCAAUUUGCUCUUUCCAGGAAAGAAUUUGCCGCAAGUACAAGUCAGCGAAAAGUCAUUUGAGACAAAUCCCCCAUGGAAGUGUCCACAGUUGAACCCUAUGCCCAAUAACAACCAAGAGAAGGUGAUAAGAAGCAUUUUAUCCCCUGGAGAAUUAUCCCAUCCUCUUGUAGUCUUUGGUCCUUUUGGUACUGGUAAAACAUUCACCUUAAACUACGCAAUUCGUCAAUUGGUGAAAGACGAACGCAAUCACGUCCUUUUGUGUACUCACACAAACAGCGCGGCUGACAUACACGUUAAGCUGUUUGACGUUUACUUGACUGAGUUGAAGCGACUGUCGACAGUUGAAGCGAGGCAGCUGAAGCUCCUCAGGAUUUAUCACCCAAGGAGAAGACUGGAUACUGAUUCUGACAUUGCUAAGAAAUACAGCAUCAUCAGAAAUGAUGCUUACGUGCUUCCCACAAGAGACCAUGUGACAAAACACAAUGUUGUGAUCUCCACGUUGGCAGCGUCUAAGCACCUCACUGAGUUACGAUUAAAAUCCGGAUUCUUCACGCAUAUUUUAGUGGACGAGGCUGCCCAAGCCCUCGAACCUGAGGCAUUAAUACCACUGGCGUUAGCUGGACCAAAUACAAAGGUUGUCUUCACUGGUGACCAUAUGCAGAUGAGCCCAGAAGUAUAUUCCGAUUAUGCUGGACACUGGGGUCUGCAGAGGUCUCUGCCUGAAAGAUUGUUUGACCUUUACUUUGAGGAAACGCAAUCACCUUGUAACGUAAUAUUUCUGACAGAGAAUUACCGGUGCCAUCCUGAAAUUCUACAAUUUUCCUCUGAGAAUUUCUACGGAGGAGGCCUGAUAUCCAGCAGUGAACAACUACCUCACCCAAAGUUUGGACCAAUUUUAUUUUUUGGUACCUACGGUAUUGAAGAAGCACGAGAAAAUUCAUUCAUCAACGUGGCAGAAGUUCAGGAGGUUGUUACGAGGGUCAAGGAAAUAAGCAGUGACUGGCCUGUGAAAUGGGGAGAGAAAGAUCUUUCUCAAAUUGGUGUGGUAUCCGCAUACAGUAUUCAGGUACGAGCCAUUCGAGACUCGCUCAGGAGAGAAAGUACUGAGCUCCGAGAUGUAACAGUGGAGAAAAUUCAGAAUGUACAAGGAAAAGAGUUCCGUGCCCUAUUCAUCAGCACCGUCCGCACUUCUAUCACAUGUCAAACAUUUCAAAGAACUGAGGAACAAAGUCAGCAACUCUACUGGGAAUUUUUGUCUGAUCCUAAACUCCUAAACACUGCGAUAACCAGAGCGAAGUCAUUGCUAGCUGUCGUGGGAAAUGCUAUUUCGUUGUGUACUGCUGGUGCUUGUAAAGGCAUUUGGUGGGAUUACAUUAAGAGAUGUGAGCAGCAAGAAAGUUUGUUUGGAGCAUCAUUCGAAGAGAUAAAGGCGAAAGUGAUUUCCCCUCUCUUAACAAGUGGUUUAAAUCCUGAAGCUCCUGUCUUCGUUCCAAGCUUUGAAGAAGUGGAGAACAAAACGUCGCAACUACUAACGUGUGUUGGCGUGGAAGAUGGAACUCGAGAAGUGUUAGGGACUAAAGAAAAGAGCACCGGAGAAAAAACAGUGAAGGAUUGCUCCUAUGAUCCAGUGAUGGAGAACGGAUCAGAAAAGGAAAUAGAUGGCAUGAAAAAUAGUUUGAAUUCAGAGGAAGUCUGGCCAGAAGAAGGAGAAAAGAAAGAAGAGAGAAUUCUAUCUAUCCAUCCGCGUGAUGGCUUCCAUGAGAACCAAGACGUAUGUCCGUUGCAUCGCGAUAACCAGGGUGCGAAUGAGUCAGGGGAGGGAGAAGAGGCCAUCGAUCAAGGUAACUCGGAACUAUUAGAAGACUUUUGUAGGGAACGUUUUGAAAAUGAAGAAAAGUAUCUAAUUUACUUUGACAAGAUUAUCAAGGAGUUCUUGCAGUGGAGCGAAGUAACCAAAGCAAGAAAAUGUCAGAGACUUUCACAAGGUGGAGAAUAUCCCUCACUCCAGGAAGCUUUAUUAGUAAGCCGAAGUGAAUCCGGAGUCAAAGAACCUUCAAAUAGAAGUCGGAAAGGGAAAUCAGAUCACCCUCAACCUAUUUUUAGUGAUUACGAGGUCAAAUAUGUCAACGGCCAUCCGAAAGUAUACCUUAUAGAUGUUGGAUUUCAACCAACGCAGUCUGAUCGACGUAAAAAACUAACACAAUCUGACGCGCAGAAUAAACUUCCUAACUUAGAGCAUCUGCGGAAAUUGAUACAGGAAAAGGCUUCCAGAUAUCAUAGUGCCACACUUCAACUCGAUUCCAAGGCAGGUAACCUUUCCUUUGCCGUUGUGUCAGACUUGAUUACCCCAGACAUCAAAAUCAGUGGACGGGUCAAAGGAGCUUUCAACAUGGAUCAAGUUGUCGUUGAAGUGCUUGAUAAGCAGCCAAGUGAUGGUUAUUCCAGAACCAGAGGAAGGUUUGUAGGUGUGAUGCACCCCAUCAUCGGCCAUAAUGAACGGCAGUUUGUGUGUAGGAUCGAUCCUCAGAAUAAUGACGUAAUGAUACCAAUCAAUAAGUCUGUGCCGAAAAUUCUGGUACCAAGUUCUGCAAGAGUUGAAAAAAGAUCCAUCACUGCAAAAAGGCAAGGUAAACAGAGAACUGGUGAAGAUGGGGUAGAACGUGAAGAUUUAUUUGGAGAAGAGUGCCUGUUUCUUGUUCAAUUUGUCAAAUGGGGAGAGGGCCGUAAUUAUCCAUUGGGCACGAUAAUCCGAAGACUACCACAGCAGCAUACCCUGCAGAAUAGCGUGGAAAUUCAGUUUGCCGAGCAUUGCAUUAGAAAGUUGUUCAAUAAAAAGUGUGUCGAACAAGUGAGAAGUCUGUUUCCGCCAACUUGGUCAAUUCCAGUUGAUGAAGAGCGAAGACGUUUGGAAAUUGAUGGAGCGUUUACGAUUGAUCCUGAGAAUUCCAAAGAUCUAGAUGAUGCACUUUCCAUAGAAAAGCUUCAAGACUCAGGAUUAUGUCGUGUAGGAAUUCACAUCGCUGACGUAAGUUUCUUUGUGCAGCCUGACACCCCUUUAGAUAAAGAAGCUUUAUUUCGUUGCUCCUCCUACUACCCUGGACAUGGCUUUGAAAUCGUUCCGAUGCUACCACGCGAGCUGAGUGAAAACCAUUGUAGCCUUCUUUAUGACAAACGCCGUUUGUGUUUGUCGAUUUUCCUUAACAUGUCAGAUGAUGGAAUAUACAUGGAACAGCCUGACAUACAAGAAACAAUUGUCAGGUCCACUUGUCAGCUCACUUACUCUGAAGCCCAACAAGUUAUUAAUGGUCAAGAUUGCUCAUUUAAUAAAGUGCCAAAGGAUACUAAGGAUAAGAUUCGCCAGCUUAGUGACCUUGCACAAAAAAUGAGGAAGAGGAGACUUCGAGAAGCUGCCUCUGAUCAUUGGUCAAGUAGAGAUGAGCCAGAAGAUUAUGAAGCACACGAGCUUGUGGAGGAAAUGAUGAUUGCUGCCAAUAAGGAGAUAGCCAAAUUCCUCUAUUCACGAGUUGGAAUGAUCACACCCUUACGGACCCAGCUUCCACCCAAAGAGCACAGAUUAAGAGACUGGCUCAAACAAUUCGGGAAAUUCAUACAGUUCUCUUUGUUCCCACACGCUGUUUAUUCCGCUGAAAAACUGCAGGAGAUGAAAAAACUUGUCGGCAUUUCGGAAUUUCCAAAAUUUAAAGUGCAAAAGUCUGUCUGGUUUGAGCUCUGUAGCGCUGCAGAAUCUCUAGACAAAGUCAAGCUUCGUCAGCUGAUUUUUAAUGAGAAGAAUCACUCUCAGUUGGCCAUCGCAAGAAGGCAAUUUGAGCGUAUUAAACAGAAGGCUCAGUACGUGUGCGAGGGGGAUCUAGAUGAGGCGGAGGGGAAACUUGGCCACUUCUCUCAGAGAACGGACCGCUAUACACACUUCACGUCACCUAUUCGACGAUACAUCGACAUAGUGGUACACAGACUUAUCUUGAAUGCGAUUUCUGAAGGCCGUCACACAGGGGCGCCCCCUAUGGAUCGAAUUGCUGAGAUGUGUCGUCGUUCCACGUUUGCUGGUGCGAAUUCCAAACACUUCAGAAAGACGUGUAACGAAGUCCACUUGGCAGCAAAGCUCAGGGAAAAAAGCCACGAGACAACAGCAGCCGUUUCGAUGAUAGAAGAUGGGAAAAUAAGGCUGGAAAUUACAAAUCGAGAAUACGACCAAGUCGCUAAAAGACAGAGGGAAAUUAAACUAAGCAGUUUAAAACCAUUUGAUGCUAAGCAUGGUGGCUCCGAGGAAAUUGUGCUUCUUUGGAAGCUGAGACUGUAUAUCGCUCCGAAGGAAAACAUCGUGGAGAAACUUGAUCGUGAAAGAGAAAAGGUGUCCAUCAUUUUAUCUAAGGAAUUACCUGAACGUGAAGUCUUUGAUUUUCCAGGAGAAAGUUGGCAACAACUUUUGAAAGCACUUCAAGAGGAAAACUAUAGGCGAGUUUCCUCGCUAAUUAAACGGAUGGAUGGUGAUCAGCGAAAGCAUUCUCCAUGCCUUACCAGUCUCCGAAAUCAGAAUAACCUUCACAAUUGCGGAAAGCUUGGAUCAAACAUAGAGAAUACCCACGAGAAACAGAUUUCUCUCAAGAUUUUUGAUACAGUUAAAAUUCAACUGACUGCACACAUGACACACGGGGUUUUCCACCCAGAAAUUCAGCUCUUCAAGAUUACUCCAAGCGUUCAUAUUUGUGUCGAGCACCGCAAAUAUCCAAGAGAAUGUUUCACUACCACACCAAGUUAUCACGCCACCGGCAAGUACUCGACUUUAGAAGAUUACAUAGCGGCCUGGGAACCUGUUCUUGAUUUGGAAGCUGCGACAGUUGCUGUGGACGAGGAUGAUGAGUUAACCAUACUCGAUUUGGACAUCAGGUGGAGGAUGGAUAGCAGUGGAAAUCAAGAAGGAUUUUUCAGCCUUCAAAACGAGUAUUGCACAACUCGCCAAAUCAAAUUUUACGAAGGGGACUUUGUUUGUGUUCGGGUACAGGCGGAGAUGUACAUGGGGAAAUCAAACUUAGUAACAGGCGAAAGGAACAAAUCAGAGAUGGAUUCAGAUUUGGAAAAUGAGGGGCAACUUACCAUGACGCAGUUAAAAGGCACCCCAUCCUUUGAGAGCUUCAGGUCUCCAUCAUCAAGUUUAUGGGUGGGGCACUGCAUUGUUAGAGAAGUUAAGUUGACUCAAGAUAAGGAAAUGGUGUCAGUGAGGAUAAAUCUCCGUCAGUCAGCAUCGGAAUUUCCCAAAGAACUUGUGAAUGGAGGCAGUCUGAGUACGUUAACUGUCAUUCAUCGACCUCCAAUCCACAGACGAAUGUCUGCAGUCCUGCGUUGGACUCUGAAAAAUGCUCCUGAACUGGUCGAGGCGGUAUGCCUAGGGCACGAGCUUAGUCAAGGGGACUUCGAAUUACCUCCUUUCUCUGACUUCUCAAUUUUGGGAAAGGAUCCCAAAUUUUCAUUAGAGGGCUUAAAUACGUAUCAGAACAAAGCUGUGAAAAAAGCACUGGUGAAACCAUUUUACCUCAUACAGGGCCCUCCAGGUACCGGCAAGACAGUGACUGGCGUUCACAUAGCCUACUGGUUUGCACAUCGAAACAGGAAAACUUUUUCACAAUCAGAUCAGAACCCGACUGAAUCAGAUAAUGUAGACAAGUUGAUACCAUUAUCACAAGUCAUUUACUGCGGUCCCUCUAAUAAGUCAGUUGAUGUGGUAGCAAGAAUUAUGCUCCAACAUACUGGACUCAACAUCAUUCGAGUCUAUAGCGAUCUAAAGGAGCAGGCCGAGUUUCCACUUCCUAACAGACAUAAACCUCUGAGAAGUUCCAGUGUCGAUAAUGAAACUCAAGAAUCGGAUGAAGGACUGAGAGAAGUGUCCCUACACCACUUCAUUCGUGGAGAUAAGUCUCGGUUCGCUCGUGAUCUUCGGGAAUAUGAGAGAAAAUUUGAACAAGAUAGGAAGAAAGGUUUAAGGACCAAAGAUGAGGACGUCGACAGGUACCGUGAACUUAUUGAAGAGGCUGAGCAAUGGGCAUUUCAGCGAACGGGUGUGCAGAUCAUCUUAUGCACAUGCGCAGUUGCGGCCAAGUCUAGUGUAAUCAGAUCAUGCAAAGACAAUAUCAAGCAGUGUAUUGUGGAUGAAUGUGGCAUGUGCAUGGAAAUUGAAUCGCUCUUACCAAUCGCGUUCUUGGCGCCGCAGCAAGUGGUAUUAAUUGGCGAUCACAAACAGUUACAGCCCGUCAUUCGUGACAAAAAGGCACAGAAUCUGGGCCUCAACGUUUCAAUGUUUGAAAGGCUCUCUGGAAAAGCCAAGAUGCUCCGGAUUCAAUACAGAAUGCACGAAGAAAUUUGCAAAUUUCCCUCCGAGCACUUCUAUAACAAUCAGCUGGAAACGGAUGCAUCUGUAAAGAAACAGGGUACCCAUUUACAAUCCUUUUGGCCCGUUAAAGACGUUCCUAUGGCAUUUUGUCAUGUUGUGGGGCAAGAAGACGUUACCUUCAUUAAGACAGCACUUAGCAAUGAGCAAUCUAAAGCGAAUGAUAAAGAAGUCAGAAAAGCGGUGCAUGUGGCAAAUUGCCUUGUGAAUAAUUACAGGGUGUCCUCGUCAAAAAUCGUUAUCCUGUCACCUUACAGAGAACAGCAGGAGAGAAUAAGAAAAGCGUUGGCCAAAACAUCACAGUGCAAAGACAUCUGCGUUACAACUAUUGCAAAGAGCCAAGGAAGAGAAUGGAAUUACGUCAUCUUAUCUCUGGUGCGUUCACUGAAUGAGGAUGAACACCACCCAGAGCGAUCAUUAUAUUGGAUCCGUGAACAUUUGGGGUUUUUAGCAGACGAGCACCUGAUGAAUGUAGGGCUAACUAGAGCUCGUAAAGGGCUUUGUAUCAUCGGUAACAAAGAAUUACUGCUAUACCAUUCCAUGUGGAAGAAAUUGAUAGAAUCCUUCGAAAAAAGACACUGUGUGGUCAAUGAGUCUGACUGGCCGAGGAACUAAAUAUAUUACCCGACGCGGAACAUGCAAAGACUGUCAAAGAAACUUUAAAAUAGGCUCAAAAGCAAUGAUUUUUAGUCUAGAUACUAUAACAUAUGUGAAAAAGAAACAGCGUCUCUUCCGAAAUCUAGACAGCCUCAACCAAAAGAAUAUCUUACCUGAACUUAAUGCUUAACAAAAAAAAAAAAAAUCAGGGGACCAGGAAUAUAUGGAUUCCACUCGAUGGGAUAAAGUCCGUUUAAAAUAAGGUUUGCCAGCCCGGCCUCGCUAAAAGAUAGGUCGAAGAAGGACUUAGUAACGUAGUUUACACGACCCAAAGCUCCCGAUAAGGACACACAAAUUGUUUGCUUGGCUACAUAAAUAAUGGCUGUGUGUAGAAGCUGUAUGUUGUAGAAGAGAGUGUUUUGUAGAAAGUCAUCCCGAGCGUCUGUUUAUGAUCUUAUUUUGGAAACCAUCUGUGGUUUUACUAAUAGAAAUAUUUUUUAAUACAUAUCUAUAUCUCUUCGAUUGAAAGAGAAUCUCUCCGAUCUACCAGCUUCAAUCCCUUAAGAAAUUUAAGAUGUAACUCAUAUUAUUCGUGAAUUCUAGGGGAUGCAAUUACGAUAUCAUCAAACGAAGUAGUUAGAAUUAUGAUGCGGUUAUGUUUUUACUAAUUUGUAUUUCCUAAUCCAGUAAAACAUUUAUUAUUGAACAACCAUUUAUUAUUCAAAUAAGCUUAAGAUACUAAUUAAGAAGGUGUCAGAAUUUCAAAAGCAAAUAAGACCAGUUUGCUGAGUUCAUGGUAAUAAUCUUAUAAUCGCGAAAAUAAAAAUCAAGUGCGCGGAAAUUGA